AUGGCUGGUUGUAACUACGUCCUGGCGCCCACUCCGUUUCCACGCCUGUCCGCGCUGCGGGCGCACCUGGAGCGCGGCCGCGGCUGCGAGGAGAGCAGCCUGCUGGCGCGCGGCAGCCUCCUCUCGUCCCUCCAGGGCGCCGAGCCGCUCUGCGGGCGCGGCAGCCCGGCGCGGCCGGAGCCGCCCUGCGGCGCCCCGUGCGCUGCGCCCUGCCGGAGCGCGCCGGGCCGGCAGCCGCCCGAGGCGGACGCCGAGAGGCCCGUGUCCUUAGCGGCAGACUACGCGCCGGCCUCUCCCGGCGAGCACGCUUCCAAACCCGGCUUCCUGGCCGCUGACUCCAGAGCCUCUUUCGAGGCGCACGUCAGAGGCAAUUUUAACAGGAUGGUGGAGGCCGUGGACAAGACGAUAGAGAAGAGAAUCGACAAGCUCACCAAGGAGCUGGCCCAGAAAACCGCCGAGCUGCUGGAGGUGCGGGCGGCUUUUGUGCAGCUGUCGCAGAAGAAGCAGGAGGUGCAGCGGCGAGAGCGGGCCCUGAGCAGGCAGGUGGACGUCGCGGUGGAGAUGAUCGCGGCCCUGAAGCAGCGCCUCAUCGAGUCCGAGGAAGAGCUCCACAGGAAAGAGGAAGAAGUUGUUACUUUCAACCACUUCCUUGAAGAAGCGGCAGAAAAAGAAGUCCGGGGAAAAGCCAGGCUCCAGCACUUCAUUGAGAACCUAUUGCAGCGGGUGGACCUGGCAGAAAGGCAGCUAGAGUAUUACCAAAAUCAGCAGAUUGCGUUCCACCACACUGAUGUCAGCGAACCAGUGUUUACAGACAUUUCAUUACAUAAGAAACCCAGAUGCCUGAGCCGAGGAAGUCAACACACUUCAUAUAACAUCCCUGAUGCAAAGCCUCAUUCCUUUCAGAAAGGAAGAAUCUUAUUGAAAAAAGUAAAGGAUGAAAAAAACAGCAUUCAGCCAGUCAAAUACUUCUAUGAACCUGUUGAUUGCCCAAGAGAACUAUGGAGACCACAAAAGAAAAGCGAACCAGUCUGCUCUGCCAGAAAGGUGAAUGCAAAAUCUAGGAUGGGGAAAAAGGCCAAACCACUAUAGGAACAGUUGAUAAUAUAUAUAGUGACAGAGGAGCUUGGCUUCAAAGGAACAGAUAUUCAUUGAAGUUAAUCAUCCUAUUUUUUCCUAUCCAUCUGGCCAUGCCAAAACAUAUCGAGUAUAAUAUAUAGAAAUAGAUACAGUAUGGAAUAUUUAUAUAUUAUUUAGUAAUUCCAUUCCCACUUCAGGCACUAUAAGAGAAGUGACAUUUUAUUCAGUUUACACUGAGGUUUUUCUAUUUAUUUAUUUAUUUACAGAGCUUAUUUUAAAUGACUGCAGUUAUCUUGCUGGGCAGUACUGUAGCUAUAUGUUAUGUUAUUUUAGUGGCAGCAUGUGGCUUGGUUAUUUACUUUCAAUCUGUGCUGUUGCUGAAAUUCAGACGAAUCCAUUUAAUCGGCACCCAGGUAUUCAGUCUUUGUGCAUAGGUAGGUAUACGAUCAACGAUUAACUGUCACAUGUACGAACGUACUUAGAUGCCAGAAGUCCACUUCGGUUGACUUGAAGGGUGUCUAUAGCAACAGACUGCUACAAAGAGUUUUCUGCUAUAAGCCCAGGCGGGCAGGUUCCCGUACUUUCUUACAUAUGUUAAACAGCUCGAUCUUGCUGACAGCCGCACUCUCUGUUAGUACGAGUUUGAGCUGCUUUGGUGUUCAGCACAGCUGUCACACUCCCGAAGCUUUAUGUUAUUGCUGUACGUACCAGCCUGUGGUGUCACUGAGCACUGAGGGCAGAACCUGGCACCGCAGCCCCCACCAGCACUUUGAGGCAGAGGAGUCAUUUCUUUACAAAGUUACAGCAGCAGCUUUUUAACAGCUGCAGAGUAAACACGUGCAAACCCUGUUCUUGCUUUAAGGCAAGAAAGGCCAAAACUGGCUACGAUCAUAACCUAAACCCAUCAAAUUUUUAUCUCUAUGAAGAAUCCUUAUAGGGUUGAGACACUCCUGGAUUUCAAUAGAAACUCCAAGACUAAGGGAGUUAGAGAAGAUUCCAGGACAGGAAUUUUUCACUGGCAUGCGUGCGUUUACAUUGGUUUGUGCCAAUUAAAAGGAUCCUCAUUCAUCAGACUUUUUAAUCAAGGUAAUUUUUCAGUGCAUACUGUUUUUUGGUAACAUGAAUCCUCAUGCCAUGUUUACAAAUAUGAACAUCCUGUUGAUGUUACUGAUGAGAUUAGAUUUCUCAAGAAACAGAAAGAAUAGGUGAAACAAGUCUGUGUAACUUUUUAAAUGCUCAUAACAGAUGUAAAUUGUUUUUGUGGAAGGUGAUUUUUACAGUAUGUGUACAAAGAUAUGUGAAAAAUGUUUUUCAUUUUUUAUAGUUAUCACUGUAGGCAGAACUGAUUAUUAAAAGACAGUGUAUCACUAUGAUUACUGCUGCAAUAAGCACCUGAGUUGCAAUAUUUUUAAAAUAGAUGAUGACCAAUCAGUCAGCUAAGAUCAGGUAAUUAAAGAUGUAUAUUUGUCAAAGUAUGAGGUAUGAGCCCCCAGAAAGUAGAAUGCAAGGAAUGGAAGUACUAUUCCUGACUUUUAUUUUGGAGAGUGUAGUUGGGACAAUCAGAUAACAUGCGUAAAGUUUCUCAACACUGUUUCAAGGGAAGGUCACAGUGUAAAACCAAUUCAGGUAUUUAGGUUGCAACUACAUUUCAAUAUUUGUUUAGCUAUCUCACAAGGCCACAUUCAGCCUUAUGCUAGGCAUUAAGUGCAGGUGAAAAUGAUUUGUUAGUUGUGUUGCAUGUUUUCUGAUCAGACAGUCUGUUAAGAGAACUUUCUUAGGCAAGCCACAUAAUAUAAAUACUCUUUAAUUUUUUCUAUCAUUUCCCUCAUCCUUUUAAAAAAUGAAAAGUGACCCCUUUUGAAGAUAAUAUUGAUGAACUUUAGAAAGAAAUGAAGAAAAAUAUAUUAAUCUAUUCCAUUAUUCACUUGACACUGAGAGGAUUCUUUUAUAUUUUUAAAUACCUAUCUGCUCUGUUAGACACCAAAGUUAAGUGCAACUACCAGUUCAUGAAUGAGAUAUUUAUUUUGUUAUUUAUCAUGUCAGAAUCUUGACUGUAAAUUGUCCUUUUGGGAGAGGAAAAGAGAAUAAAAGACUUUGCAUGUUCUUUAACUUUUCAGAUCCUAAGUUACAGUUACUUGCUGAACACAUGCCAGCUUAGUUAAUUACCAAGAAAUUGGAUUGCACUGUAACCCCAGAUAAACAUUUUUAGAAUAUAAACAUUCUAAUAAUAAAGAUAUAUUUCUCA
Rhea pennata is the source of this 3322-nucleotide messenger RNA. RefSeq names its product zinc finger protein 365 (gene ZNF365). The transcript has 5 exons. Bases 1 to 1089 code for a protein of 362 amino acids. Lineage: Eukaryota; Metazoa; Chordata; Aves; Rheiformes; Rheidae. The record is from RefSeq and is a predicted model, not a curated record. Gene Ontology annotation, biological process: regulation of double-strand break repair via homologous recombination; regulation of neuron projection development; regulation of DNA strand resection involved in replication fork processing.